CUCAGGUGACCAGAUGGACGACUUCAGCAGCGAAUUAUUCAGCAGUUUCUUUGAUGACCAUCUAUUAGAGCGACCCCUUCUGGCAGACAGACCUUCACUUUGUAUGGACAUAGACAGCAGCCCAGAUAUUCAAGCAGAGCACAGCUACUCUUUGAGUGAAGACUCCGCCCCCCAGAGCCCAGCCCUGUCAAUCAAAAUGGACCAAGAGUCUGAAUUUGAAUGGAACUUCAGUCAGGACCUUUCGGCCAUCUUGGUGAAACAGGAGGAGCCCGAUGUGGGUCAAAGGUUAGACCCUCAGCCUCUGGAAGGCCCGCCUCUCAUAUUAAGUCCUGCCCCCCCACACAGAGGGUCACCAUGGAGACACACGGAGCGCAGUCAAGACGAAGUGAAGCCAGUGGCCAUAAAAGAUGAACCCAAAGAGAUUGGACAGUACCUCAGCCUGCCCAGUGACGAUGCUCUCCAGCUCCCGCCCACCCCUCCCAGCAGCAACCACGGCGACAGCGACGGCUCCCUUCCUCCCUCCUCCCCACACCUCCCUCUGCCACCGUCUUCCCCUCAACCACAACAGAGGCCAGGAGGUCGUGCCUCCUCCUCAUCCUCCUCCUCCUCUUCUUCCGCCAUCUCUUCUUCACCUCUCCUCACUGCACCACAUACGAGCCUAGCACACAGCAUAUCUAAGUCAAGCGGCAACCUCCGUGGCUGGCAAAUGAACCCAAGACGAAGUGCCAAAAACUGCAGUUCCUCGAACGGCCACUUGAAGCUGGCACCAGAAAAGCUGCAGGGUUCAGGUCCCCUCAUGCUGACAGAAGAAGAGAAGAGGACCCUGGUUGCUGAGGGUUAUCCAGUACCAAACAAACUUCCUCUCACAAAGAGUGAAGAGAAGGCACUGAAGAGAGUCCGACGGAAGAUCAAAAAUAAGAUCUCAGCUCAGGAGAGUCGGAGGAAGAAGAAAGAGUAUGUGGAAUGUCUGGAGAAAAAGGUGGAGAGCUACACGUCAGAAAACAGCGACCUGUGGAGAAAAGUAGAAAACCUGGAGACUGCCAACAGGUCUCUCCUACAGCAGCUCCAGAAGCUUCAAUCAUUGAUUUCAGGGAAAGUUGUCCCCCGUUCUUGUAAAAUGGCCUCAACUCAAACAGGGACAUGCCUCAUGAUGAUGGCCGUGUGUUUUGUCCUGGUGUUGGGCUCCUUCUCUCCCUGCCUCUCUCCCCUCUCCCUCCUCGCCGACUCCUCCUCUUUGUCCUCAUCCUCCUCUUCCUCUCAUCCCUCCUCCUCUCCUCCUCUUCCAUCAGCGGACCUCUACACCACCAGUCAGGUCCGUUCCCGCAGCCUGCUCUUCUACAAUGAAGGGGCUCCACUGGAGGAGAGUUUAGUGACAUCAGAAGGGGAGCGGCUACAAUCAGAGGCCCAUUCCCACAUCCGAUACACAGCUGACGCACACAGCAACCAGACAACUGGGCCCGAGUUAGACCGGAGAGAAACAAAACCAGACGGAGUCUCCGAGUUUUUCUGACACAACCUGACCCCUCCUCCCAUGACUUCUCACCUCUGACCCCUAAAAGGCCUCCAGAUUCCUGAACUCAGGAAUCUUCAUAUCAACACGCAACUGGACCGAAAUCUACAUGAUUCUGCCAGUCCAUCAUCAUCAGUUUUAGUGAGCUUCAAGACUUCAGACACUGCAGUCCUCCCAUCCGCCAUCCACAGCCGGUACACUGCCUGUACGUGGUGCUUGCUUCUCUGCUCAAAGAGGCUCUGCUACACCUGAAUAUACUGGAUUUUAAAGGGACCAUCUUAUUGGAGUGUGCAUUGAAAUAUAGUACAAUUUUAAAUUCCAAACUAAUUAUUCAAAUUAAGUUUGUACAGUCUCAAAGAAUAUUAAAACUUUAGAUACAUUCCAUAAAAACAAGAACCUCUACAAUAUACAACACACAAAUGCAAAGUGUAGCGUUUUAACAAAAAUAAUGAAGAAUUAUUAGCUGCUUUUGGUCUCCAGAGCCAUUGACACUUUCUCUCUAAAACAAACACAUUGUAGCGUUGCCCUUAAGACAGAAAACAACAUCCUCUUUGCAAGAGUAAGCAAAGAGGGCUUUGUGGGUAAUAUGGUCUUAAUUUUGAGGGAAACACACAGAUAAACCUUUACCUUUAACUCAUGAACGUAAAUACAUAAUAUAUAGAAACUUGACUGACCUCCACUGUGGGAUUGCAGCUGAUGUUAGCACAUGGUGCUUUCAUUUUCAAUCACCAUUACCUAUACCUGUUGAUAUAGGGCUGUUAUUAACAUUUGUUUUGUUUAUUGGUUUAACUAUGUUUUUUUUAUUUUAUCAAUACUACAAAAGGUCAUAAAAUAGUCACAGUUUCCCAGAGGCCAAGGUAGCAUCUUUAAAUAUCAGGUUUUGUCUGAUAUGAAAUACAAACAGCAAAUCCUCACAUUAGAGGAGCUGGAACCAGAGACUGUUGCUUAAAACUCAAUUUAAAGGUGCUGUAAGUAAUUUUUUGUUGUUAAAAUAAACCUUAAACAGCUCUACAUCCCGACAGCCAUCACCGAUAGAGUGUUCAGUCGGUAACAUGGGUCACCAAGUCCCUCCUUUCUGCAGUAAACACAAAUUUUCUGGUAUCUCGUCCCCAGUUUAUCCAAUCAGGAGAGAGAAUUCCAUAAAGAGAGGCAGCAGGAUGUCAGUGUGGUGACGUGGGGAAGAGGGAGGGGACUGCUAAUUGUGAGAGCAGACAGGAAAUUAGCCGAAAUGCAGAUUUCCGCUACAGCACCUUUAAGUGAUUAAUUGCUAAUCAAAAUGGUUGCAGAUUAACUUUCAGCUAAUUGACUCAUUGUUUCAUGACAGUCUAUGUGCAUAAUGAAUUCAACAUGUAAAAAUAUUCACAUCCUUUUUAAAAGGAAGCUGUGCCAUUUUAAAAGUGCCUUCCACUUAUUUAGACCAAUAUGACCAACUUAGCCUUUACACCUGAAACCCACACACACACCUAAACACCGGGAACAAUAACUAGAUUACACACUGGUUAAAUCAGGGCUGGUUUCGGCCUUCUAACACCCUGGGUGUGAUUUAGCUCAUUUCAUUAUCUUUCUAGUUCUUGUUUCUGGAUGAAUGUUCAGGAUUUAUCUGUCUCUCUAGGUUUUAUUUAGGGGCAUAGCAGCAGAGCCAGCCUUGGUUUGAACUGCUGUUGUGUAAUGUUAAGAGUUACAACAAACACAUGUAAUGUGUUUUAUUUUGAAGUUAAAGCUAGUUUGACACUUCCAAAUUCUGACCAAAAUUCUGCAUCAUUUUGGGGAGAAACCAUAUUUUCAUAUCCAGGGACCGUUAAAGGGGUACCGACAGAGGUUGGGGAAACAUGACAUAAAAGUAUUUUUAUGGAAUUAAAAAUUGUAUAUGUAAUAUAUUUGCAGCAUCAAAAAAGAGCAUAUUUAAUUUAUGCAACAAAAAAAUAAAUACUGAACAUGUUUUUAAGAUUAGUUUAUCUUAAUGUUUUGUUUUUCUAAAUAAUGUUUACAAAAAAACACAAAAAUACAACUUAUAAUAUAUUCUGAGCAUCAAAAAAGAGCAUAUUUAUUUUAUGCAAAAAAAAAAAAAGAAAGGAACCGUAUGUUGUGUUUUGGCAUUUAGGAUGAUGUGAAGUUUUACAUGAUGGUGUGUUUACAUGCUGUUUCAUGGAGUGUAAAACUUUGACAUGAUCUGUUUGUGUCUUUUAACUGUAAUACAGUGUUUAUGUUUCACUGCUGUCGCAUGAAAACCCCAGGGGGUCUUUUCUUUGUUCCCUCGUGAUUUAAAAAUGCCAUUAGCUUGUUUAUUCGGACCUUUAAAAAAAAUCAGUUUUUUUGGUUUCGUGGCCUGGAAAGAAAGAAAUUCAUCACAAAUCAACUUCUGAUUCAAAAAGAAAUAUAGUAAUGCUCAAUAAAAGCAUCCUAUAACCUCAAACAUCUAAACAUCAACACUAAAUGUGUUCAUGCGACAGCAGUCUAUGUUGUAUUUAUUCCUGUUUGUAGAAAGUGUGUAUAUAUUGAUGAAGCCAAUCAGGGGACUAAUACAUUCCAGGAAGUAAAACACCACUAGCUUUGUUAUCUCCACAAUUUGAAGAAACAUCAGGACAUUUACAAAAACUCUUUUAUUUCUUCACCACUAUUCAGACAAUGCGAGAAAAAAAAACAACCAUGCUCCCCAGAAACUAUUUUGAUAUGUCAUGGUAUUCCUUCAAAUUAAAGGCCGUUAAAAAACAGACAUUUCACUGUCCCAGCCCAAAUCCUCGAGGAUACAAUAAGAGUUCUGACUUAUAAAACACUCAGAAAUCCUAUUUUACAAUGGACACAGAUCGUCUAACUUGUCUUCGUUUCAUUUUGUGUCCCUCAUGCUACACAAAAACAUUGCGUGACUGCAGCCCGUUGCCCAAUCAUCCUGUCAUUCUCACCCUCAACAGUCUUAAUGCACCAGUGUACAUAUAAUGACAACAUAAUGUGCAGUUGUUGUAAAUAAGGGCCUUGUUUUUGUAUUGUGACAAGAUUUUAACCUGUGGAAUCAACGUGGGGAAGGAAAAGAAAAUGGGAGAAAAAUCAGUGGAUUCAUGGGGGAGGGAUUAAAAACAGGGAGGGAGGGGGCCUUUUUCCACUUGUAAAGAAACCUCGAUAACACAGCAGCUGCACACAGUUUGAAUAGUUGUAAAACACACACAAUUACAUAUUUGAAAUGUGUUUGGGUAUAAUGUUGUCCUGGUUUGUUGUAUAGCGUCUUGCAUGUUCCUCCAUAUACAACUAUGUUAUCUUAGUGUAGUCAGUAGAGUAGAAACCAGCAAAAUAUUAAAAAACUGCAUCAGCAA
Messenger RNA from Morone saxatilis (striped sea-bass), 4815 nucleotides. RefSeq names its product cAMP responsive element binding protein 3-like 1 (gene creb3l1). The record is from RefSeq and is a predicted model, not a curated record. Lineage: Eukaryota; Metazoa; Chordata; Actinopteri; Moronidae. Gene Ontology annotation, biological process: regulation of transcription by RNA polymerase II. The coding region runs from base 14 to 1510 and encodes 498 amino acids. Gene Ontology annotation, molecular function: DNA-binding transcription factor activity, RNA polymerase II-specific; cAMP response element binding. The transcript is spliced from 13 exons.